AUAGAAUAGACUUCCUGGUUAGGAACGACAACUCUGAAAAAUGGCUACGGAAGAAAACCAAAGUGAAAGUAGAUUGUCAUCGGCUACCUCAUACGCAUUUCCUCUGAAAGAUAUUCCAAGACUUUCUUGUAAUGAUCGAAAAGCACUAGAAAUGAUAAGGAAAUCGGAACCUGUAAUACUUACAGACACAAACCUAGUGGCUUCAGCUCUUCACUGGAGUCUUGAUUACCUAGCAGAUCAUAUUGGAGAUGGUAACUUUACUGUGUACAAAUCAGACUCCCACAAAUUUAAAUAUUAUAGUGACAAGAAAUGCAAGAUGGUUAAAGAGUUCAGACCACCAACUGUGCAGAUGGAAAUGAAAUUCAAAGACUUUGCUGCAUUGCUGAAAAGAAAACAGAAGGAAAGAGACUGCAGUGAAAAGAUUUAUUUACAACAGGCAUUAAAUGACUCUGUAGAAAAGACAAUUGUUUAUGAUUUUGUGAAUUUCAAUUGGGCUUGGUUAACAGAACAGCAAACUUUAAACAACUGGGGACCUUUAACAUCAAAUCUUUUAUUGGUUGGUAUGGAAGGAAACGUAACUCCUGUUCACUAUGAUGAGCAAGAGAACUUUUUUGCUCAGAUUUAUGGUCAUAAACGAUUCAAAUUAUUUCACCCAGACCAGUAUAAAAACCUCUAUCCAUAUCCAGUAUAUCAUCCACAUGACCGACAAAGUCAGGUCAAUUUGGACUGUCCAGACUUUGAUAAGUUUCCCAAUGCUCGUAAUUUGACUGGUUAUCAAGGCAUUGUCGGGCCAGGAGAUGUUCUAUAUAUUCCUAUGUAUUGGUGGCAUGAAGUAGAAUCUUUAAAAGAUAAAGGAGAAACGAUAUCUGUCAACUUUUGGUACAUGUCAAGGUCAGUGGAUAAGGUAGAGCAUCCACUCAGUGCUCAGCAGAAGAUGGCCAUGACAAGAAAUAUUGAGAAAAUGAUUUUACAAGCUCUAGAUGACCCAGAGGAGGUACCAUCAUUUAUGCAGAUGCUUGUUUUAGGAAGAUACACAUAAUCACAGAGGAUACAACUGAACAUGGAUAUAUGUGUAUUUGAAUGAUACACUUUAACAUUUAUCGUUAAGAAAAAAUUUAACUAGUCAUUUUCAAUAAUCAGAUAAAAAGCUUAAUUUUUAUUGCUUGAAUAUUAUCUGUUGGUAGCUGAUUCUUUUGUAUUUAGGGUUAAAGAAUUGUAUGAUAAGCAUCUUUUUAGAGCAAAAUUUUGCUUUUUACCUCAUGUUGUGACAUGUAAAUGUUCUCCAGUGAAUUCCACCAGACCUUUAAUAAAGCAUCCCUUUUAAUGUCCUCAUUUUGAAAAUCAAACUUUUUUAACCAUGUCUGUAAAGUUUAUUCAGACAUUUACAGAUAUUCUAUAAGCUUGUCCGCUAAACCAUUAAAUAUUUUUCAAGUUUAUUUCAUGAAACCAUUUUAAUGAUGUAAACCUUUAUUUGUUAUACUCAAGAUAAAGAUUAUUUUACUUUUGUUUAUACAUGUAUUUUUAUACCUUACAGUAUAUAGUAAUUGAAUCAUGCGUCUGUCAGUCUGUAUGCACUCAGGUGGCAUUAUGGGAUUAAUGUCUGUGUUAAUUCAAUACAGACUAUACUUGUGAAACAGUUGCUUAUGGGAUAAAAAGAAUUUGCCUAUAGGGUUUUAGGGAUCAAAGAAGAUGACAAAAUAACCCCAUAACAUCAUCUUAGCAAGAACUUUAGUCUGCACAAGGUUAUCCUAAACAAGCAAGCUGGAUAUUUCUUAUGUUAGAUUUGUAUAAAUGGCUUUAUAAUUUACAUUUUCAAGGAGCUCUUCUGAGGUCAAAAUGCCUAAAAAUAUAAAAUUUUGAAAUUUUUAUAUGAAUCAAGUGAAGCGCUUAAAAUGGAAAAAUCUGCAAAGGGUAAUGAAGGGUAAUUAAAAAAAUAUACUUAGAAUUAUAUACUUACUCAUGUGGUAGAUGUCUAGAACAUUCCUCUAACUUUGGGUGGACUGAUGGGUCACCGAAGGUUACUGCUAAGAAUAGAUUUUACUCUUUUGCUGGUACAACCUUUAUUUAUUGAAUGAUUCUUUCAUAUUUUCAAGGUUAUUCCCAUUAAUACCUUAGAUGGUCCUUUAUGUUAGGUUGGAGUUUGGGGUCACUGGGUUCAAGGUCUUGCAUUUAUGUAUAUUUUAUUAACCUUUAAUGGAAAUUUGAAUAUUUUACAACGUCAUUUGAUAGAAAAGACGUCACUUGCCAAUUUGCAUUUUUUUUACAAGAACAAAGAGUUUAUUAUUCAGUCAAGUUAUAUAACUGUGUUAACAAUUUUUCUUGAGCAAUCACCUCUUCCCUAACUGAGGGGAUGGUUACAGGUAAACCUUGUUUGGUAAAUUGGUUACUGAUAUGAAUUUAGGCAUGGGGGAGGGGGGCAUAUGUGUUUAUCAAUCACAUAUAUGAGCCGCACCAUGACAAAACCAACAUAAUGGGUUUGCGACCAGCAUGGAUCCAGACCAGCCUGGGCAUCCGCGCAGUCUGAUCAGGAUCCAUGCUGUUCGCUAUCAGUUUCUCUACUUAUUAUAGGGUUUGUAAGCGAACAGCAUGGAUCCUGAUCAGACUGCACGGAUGCGCAGGCUGGUCUGGAUUUAUGCUGGUGGCAAACCCAUUAUGUUGGUUUUGUCAUGGCGCGACUCACAUGUUCUUGCUUUCUUAUUUACAUAUACUAGAGAAGGAAUGAAUAUGAAUUUUGUAGAUGAUUUGUUUUUAAAAGAUUUAUACAUGAGUUUUCAUAAAAACAUGAAUUGAUAUAUCUCAUGCAGCAGCAUUGAGAAUGGUUUCAAAGCAAUGCUGUCCUAACUAGUUAAGAUAUAACCUUGUUAAGAUGAAACCUCAUAGAUAUUAUGUACAUUUAUUUAUUGCAAUUUAUUUCUGUGAUUGAGAUACCUCUUAUAUAAAAGUAUAUUCCAGUAUUUUGUAUGCACAUGUUUUCAAAAAUGUUAUAAUCUUUCUUUUUGAUGAAUUGAAUAAAAAAAACAACAAAAAACCCACCCUUAUAUGUGCAGCAAGGCAUUGCAGCUCAUCUAAUUUGUCUUACUCAGUUAGAUCUACUUACCCAAAUAUAUGUAUUUUAAUGGUACAGAUAAAUAAGUUGAUUAAAAUGUCAUCUUACAGACUUAAGUGUUGUUAUGAAAAUACAUGUUAUUGUUCUAUGACUUUUGUUAAAACCUUUUGUUUAUUUACAAUUUAUUUUUUACUCCCUUUUCUUUUAGAUUUUACUUAUUGGUUAAGUGUUCUUUUGACUAUCUUUUUAUGAUUUUUUACUGGUGAUGCCUUAAAACCUCUUACAUCAUUGAAAAUAUAGAUUGCUUAUAUCAUUGAAAAAUACCACCAAGUGAGUACAUGUAAUUAAUGAUGAUGAAUGAUGUGAAAAUUUUUCUCUGAAAGUUAUCACUUAAAGUGACAUGAUGGGGAAAAAGGUGACUCAAGCUUACAUUUCUUAGAAUUAACCUUUUCUAGAUGAACUAUUAAAGCAGCCUGUAGCUUUUAUUUUUUUGUUGGAAAAUCAAUUCUUUGUUGUUUCAAACUAAGUAUUUCAGUAAUUUAUUUCGGAAAAGCGCAUCAUAUUAUUGUUAAGACUUUUUCAAAACAGUGUCUGAAGAGCUAUUUAUAGCAUAUCAGUGAAGUUUGUUUCUAAAAAUAGAAAAUCGGGAAGUGAAUUGUCCACUUAACUAAUUUACAUAUAGAGAGUGGACUCGUAGAGAUUAGAGGUAUCAAGGGGUUACCUUAUUGUUUAUAUGUUUCAUUGACAACAUAUUUCAUUUUCUACCUGAAUUCUUUUGAUUUGAAAAUUAUAUGAAACGAUUUGUCUUAAAAUAACAUAUUUGAAAUCCUGUAUGUUGUAAGUAUGUAACAACACUAAUGUGAAAUUUUAUAUAUGUAUAUAAUUUGUCUUCUAAAACAAUUUCCAAACAUCCAAGAAUAUGUUAAAUAUGUACUGCAAAUGUUUAUAUGUAUUAUAAGUAGUCAUUAAAAUAUGGGCAUUCAUUUCUUUUUGAAAAAUUUGGCUUAGACUUUAUCAAAAAUGAAUUUCUAAUUACCUCCUUUUAUUAACAUGAAAUGUAAAUUCGUUAAUAUCUUUAAAAAUAAUGCGUUUUGAAACUUACAAUAUUGAUAAAUCUUCAUUUGAGCAUCAUAUUUAUGAUAUAAAACCAUAAAAAAUUUGGGUUACAGGAUCUUUAACCUUUCAAAAAGCUUUAAGGUUGCUUUAAAGCCGAUGAAAUGUUAUUCCAGUUGAGUUCAUAGCCAUUUAGAUCUUGAUUUCAUGGCCAACAAACCCUGUAAUAAUUUUAAAGUGAGUCCGGGCAAAGUGAACUUAAUGACAUUAUCAAUAAUAUCAAUUUUGUCACAACGAUUAUGUUUGUGAUUUAUUUGAAUAUAAAUAAAUCUUAUGAGAACUCUAUAUGUUUAUAAAUGCAAUUCAUUUUUCCAUUAGACUUAUGAUUACUCAGUAGAUGAAACAAUAGUAUUUAGAACAAAAAAAAGGGAAAGACAAUAAGUCUGGUGUUUUGCCAUUAAUUUUAAUGCUUAUUUUAAAAAUAGACACUGUAUUUUGAUGUACUGGUUUUUCUGGAUUUUUUACUUAGCAAAAUUCUUGUUAUUAAAAGGCUUAUAGAUGCUCAAGCUAGUUUGACCUGUGUUGUUAAAUGUGGCUGAAUGUAUGUUUAAUCAUUUUCAUUAAAUUACCAAAAGGACUAUUUUUAACCCCAAAUAUUUGUAAUUGUGUCUUUAUUAUAUUUAUAGUUGACCCUUUAUAAAUAAACCACACUAAAUCACUUCAAUGGACUUGUCCAUCUUUCAGUCAAGAAAAAAAACUUGUACAGAAAAAAUAAUUAAAUAAUAUUUUCUGACUAAAAAGCAAAUGUGCAGAACAAGAUCAGAUAGCAUUUUUGUGCCGGCUGAUCUUGGUCUGCAAUGGUCGCAUUAGUAUAUUCAGUUACUGGCAGCAGGUCAAAGAAUAAUUGAUUGUUUCAAAUGUGUGUUUUUGUUUUUUGCUAUCAAUUAUGAAUUCUGUAUUUUGUAAGUUGAUAAAGUAGUGAAAUAACUUUUAUCAGCUUAUCAUAGACUGGUAUUUUAUUUUCAUCAGUUUGCUAUAGAGAGAGUUAUUACAUCAUCUUUUAAAAAAGAUGUUUGUUAUUUGUGAUAAUAUAAUCCAUACCAAAAAACAGUUGGGCAUAAUUUUUCUUGAUAUACAUUUCAAUGAAAUACAUGUAAUUAUUCAUAAAUGUUUACAUUGAUUGCUUAAACUUUUGAUUUAUAUAAUCUACAUACUACCUUUGCAUAAUACAGAUUUACUUCUUUUUUUUUUUUUUUUUUUUUUUACUUCUGCAUAAUCUUUUUAUUUAUGUUUUGUACUCCCUAUAAGGGCAUACAUUGAUAGUAACAAUGCUUCAGGAUAUUUUUUUAUAUCUAUCAGUCUUUCCAUUUUCAUUGUGUGUGUGUGCAUUUAUUUUUCAUUACAUUCCAACACAUAAUAUCAGAUUUAUUUGAACAUUUGCAAUACCAUUAUCCUAUUAAUACACAUAGAUUGUUAUUCAUGAAAUUUGCACUUGCCAUUUUAGAGUUAUUCCCCUUUUAUAUUGUACACAGUGAUGUUAGUUUCUGUUAAACAGUAUUCCUAAUUACAUGUACUUCUUUCUUAAUUUGUCAGUUUUAAUGGUUGUUUAUAUUUCUGCUUAACAGAAAUGUUUGCUUAUUUUAAUACUAUUAUACAUGGCAUAUAUAAAUUUAAAUUUAGUGGUGUUGCUUAUUUAAUAAAGGUACAAUGCA
Molecule: messenger RNA, 5811 nt
Organism: Ruditapes philippinarum (Manila clam)
Lineage: Eukaryota; Metazoa; Mollusca; Bivalvia; Venerida; Veneridae
Product: hypoxia-inducible factor 1-alpha inhibitor-like
Exons: 8
Coding region: 41-1039 (332 amino acids)
Biological process (GO): negative regulation of Notch signaling pathway; peptidyl-aspartic acid hydroxylation
Cellular component (GO): cytoplasm; nucleus
Molecular function (GO): [protein]-asparagine 3-dioxygenase activity; peptidyl-histidine dioxygenase activity; ankyrin repeat binding
Source: RefSeq, a predicted model, not a curated record